AUGUUCGGGACAAUGAGGGCGAUGAGUGUCGGGGGUUUUAAGGACUCCCAGGCAAUGCAGCGAGAGAAGGACGCGAUUCGGGUGAUGCAGGGAGCUGCGUUGGUAGCGUCAAGAUUGAUCGAGAUGCAAGUUUCGACUAUGGCCUUCACCCCUCCCGCGGCUCAAGGGAGGAGAGGCACUUGGAAGGAGGAAGAAAACAAUGAAAUCGCCAAAGAUCGGGCAAGGAGAUCAUGGCCGAAAGCAGCAGACCUGGACAAGGAGUUCUUGUCCAAAUUUGCUCCAUUCAGUUCGCAUGCUCUGAAUCCAUACGUAAGGGAGAGGACUUCGAACGGGACGUGGGUGGAGGAGACGAAGAAGAAGUCAGACGAACAGGAUCGGAGUAAGGCCGACGAAAGACAUCUGCAGGAGGAAGAAGCGAGGAAUCUGAAGAAGGAUAGGGCUGAAGUAGCGGGAGAGACUGGGGGUAAGGAGGCUGCGAGUGCCCGAUCGACGGAGAUGGAGCGAGAAAGCAAAGAUGAAGGAGAGGGAAGGAGGAAGGUCAGCAGUCCUCUAGAUGAGCACACGGUGAAGGAGGCGAGUGUUGAGACUGUAUCCUCCUCCAAGAACCAGCAGCUCCCGCACGAGAACGUUGGCACCACGAAAGCAGCGGAGGCGCGUAGGGAGGCGGAGAGGCAGGAAAGGAGGAGGUCGAGCCACGUGCCAACCGGAAGGAUCCAGCGAGUAAGCAGCUUUGCGGGGCUAGGGAUCGGCAUGGCGCUCGGGACGGUGGGGGCGAUAGUUAACAAUGCGGUAAGGGGGAGGAUGGGGGCAGCGGGAGGACUGAAAGGGGCGAUCUUGAGCGAGGGGAACAGCAACCGCCUGACACUGGCGCUGUGCCGCAUGAGAGGAGCAGCGCUGAAACUCGGGCAGCUGCUGAGCAUACAGGACGAGCACGUGAUACCCAAGGAAUCUCCUCUUCGUCAGGUGAUCGACCGGGUGCGGGAGGAGGCGGAGCAGAUGCCGGCGGAUCAGCUGCUAAGGAUGAUGGAGGAGGAGCAGGAGCAGGAGCAGGAGCAGGAGCAGGAGAAGUAG
Guillardia theta CCMP2712 is the source of this 1071-nucleotide messenger RNA. RefSeq lists its product as hypothetical. Gene Ontology annotation, molecular function: kinase activity. The record is from RefSeq and is a predicted model, not a curated record. Lineage: Eukaryota; Cryptophyceae; Pyrenomonadales; Geminigeraceae. The transcript has 3 exons. Gene Ontology annotation, biological process: ubiquinone biosynthetic process. Bases 1 to 1071 code for a protein of 356 amino acids.